AUGAGUGCUGAAUUAAAAGCAAAAGAAAUCUUCAACCAGUUUGCAACUGUUGGUGCUAACCAAGAAAAAAUCAUCACUUUACCUGAUUUUGUUGAUGUUUUAUCACCAUUCAAGUCUGAUAUUCCUAAAUCUGCCUUCUCCCUUUUAUAUUUGAUUGCAGAUUCUGAGAAAAAAGGGUUUGUCACCGAAGAUAAUUGGUUGAAAUUUAUUAAAACUUUGACAUCUCCAGAUGGUGAAUACAAAUUGUUAUACGAGUUCCUUUCUGGUAAGAACGACGUUAAUGGUAAGAUUACUUAUUCUGAAUGUGUUGAUAUUUUGAACAAAAUUAACUCAUCUAUCGAUCCAAGCUACCAGCAAAAGCUUAUAAAGUUGAACUGGAUCUACUUUCCAAAAUUUUUUGAACCAAACGGAUCAAUUGAAUUUAAUGAUUUUGUUACUUUGAUUAGUUUUUUGCCAGUCACCAAGUUAAUUGGUAAUUUUGAAGUUGUUUCUGGAAGCAAAAAAACCAUUAACGGUGAAGAAUUGAUUGGAUUGUUGACCACCAACUUGAAUCAUAAAAUCUCCAACAAGUUAAAGGGUAAUUUGAACAAUAUUACUGGUUUUUUCGGUAAACAAAACGACUUCACCUUGUCCAAUGUUUUAUUUAUCUAUGAUGCUUUAAGUAAGGUUGAUAUUAUCAACGAAGUUAUUGUCAACACUCCACCAACUACCAAAGAUAAAGAUGAUAUCAUUAUUAACAAAACUGAUUUGUACAACCAUUUGAAUGAUCCAUUGUUGAAGUCUGCCAACUUCAAACCUGUUUCCAGAUUAGAACUUGAUUUGUUGUUUUAUUUAAUCAACAAAGAAACUCAUGACGAAAUUCCACGUAAAGAAUUGAUUUCAUUUAUUAACCCAAGUUUCAACAACAAUUUGAGUACAUUGGCUCCAAUUUUUGAACAUCCUCAAAGUCCUCAUUCAAUUAAAGAGUCAAGUGAUAAUUUCUCCUUGUGGCCACUUUAUGAUUCCUUAUACUCAUUCUUUUUGGGUUCGAUUGCUGGGUGUAUUGGUGCCACUGCAGUUUACCCAAUUGAUUUGGUGAAAACAAGAAUGCAAGCCCAAAAACAUAAAGCCUUAUAUGAUAACUCUUUGGAUUGUUUCAAGAAAAUUUUGAAAAAUGAAGGUUUCAAAGGUUUGUACUCGGGUUUGGGUGCUCAAUUAGUUGGUGUUGCUCCAGAAAAAGCCAUUAAAUUAACUGUUAAUGAUUUGGUUCGUGGUAUUGGUAGUAACGAGGAUGGUACCAUUGGCAUGAAUUGGGAGAUCUUAGCUGGUCUGUCUGCGGGUGCUUGUCAAGUUAUUUUCACCAAUCCUUUGGAAAUUGUUAAAAUUAGAUUGCAAAUGCAAGGUAACACCAAGAAUUUAAGUAAACCUGGUGAAAUUCCACAUAAGCAUAUGAAUGCUAGUCAAAUUAUCAGACAAUUGGGUUUGAAAGGUUUGUACAAAGGUGCUAGUGCUUGUUUAUUGAGAGAUGUUCCAUUCUCAGCAAUUUAUUUCCCAACCUAUGCCAACUUGAAAAAAUAUAUGUUUGGAUUUGAUCCUAAUGAUCCAGCCAAGAGCAAGAAACUCUCAACUUGGCAAUUAUUGGUUGCUGGUGCUUUAGCUGGUGCCCCUGCUGCAUUCUUUACUACCCCAGCUGAUGUUAUCAAGACCAGAUUGCAAGUUGCUGGUAAGAAGACUGAUAUCAAAUAUAAAGGUAUUAUGGAUUGUGGUGCUUCUAUUUUGAAACAAGAAGGUAUGAGUGCAUUCUUUAAAGGUUCCUUGGCAAGAGUUUUCAGAUCUUCUCCUCAAUUUGGUUUCACUUUGGCAAGUUAUGAAUUAUUGCAAAAUUUGUUCCCGUUACAUCCUCCAUUAACUAGAGAAUCUAACUUCAAGGCCAUUAGUGGUUAUCCUGGUGUCUACAACUUGACUAAUGAUCAAGUUUACAAUUCUCAAGAACUUAAUGACCGUUUGAUUAUCAUGAACAAAUCAGAAAUGGUCAGUGAUGUUGGUGACGGUAUUUCCACUCCGCUUAAUGAUGCUUUGGUCAAAUUACCUGCCCAAUACAUUUACAAAUCACAAGAUGCUAUUAACUUAUUAUUGGACAUUGAUUAUAAAUUCGGUAACUUCAACUAUAAUUCUUAUGUUAACUAUAUCCAAAAGAAGAAGUAA
Molecule: messenger RNA, 2184 nt
Organism: Candida tropicalis MYA-3404
Lineage: Eukaryota; Fungi; Ascomycota; Pichiomycetes; Serinales; Debaryomycetaceae
Gene: AGC1
Product: amino acid transporter
Exons: 1
Coding region: 1-2184 (727 amino acids)
Biological process (GO): malate-aspartate shuttle; L-glutamate transmembrane transport; aspartate transmembrane transport
Molecular function (GO): L-aspartate transmembrane transporter activity; L-glutamate transmembrane transporter activity
Source: RefSeq, a predicted model, not a curated record